CGUUGUUUACAGUAUGGCUGUCAAAAAUGACAACCGAAGAAGCUACACUCUGUCCUAAGACAACAGCCAUAUCAGACGAUUAUGAUGUCAACUGGCAUGAUAAACUUGGAACUGGGAUAAAUGGACCUGUGAGGUCUUGUAGGCACAAAGUAUCUGGUGUGAAAUAUGCCCUGAAGAGUAUCUUGGACUCAUCGAAAGCCCGUCGUGAAGUUCACAUCCACUCGUUGUGUAGAAGUCAUCCCAACAUCGUCGGUUUGCAGGAUGUUUAUGCAAACAACGUCCGCUUUUCUGGGGAUGAUGAACCCCAGUUGCUGCUGGUGCUGGAGCUAAUGGAUGGAGGGGAGCUGUUCGAUCGCAUCAUAGAGGAACAGUGCCUCACGGAGCGAGAAUGUGCUGGCUAUCUCAAACAGAUAGCCGAGGCUGUCCAUCACUGCCAUAGCCUGAAUAUAGCACAUAGAGACUUGAAACCAGAAAAUCUACUUCUAAGUAAUACCACAAAGGAAGCCACUGUGAAGCUCUCCGACUUUGGUUUUGCCAAGUUUGAUGAUGGUGACCUGAAAACACCCCACUUCACACCCUACUAUGUUGCUCCUCAGAGCUGUGACAUGUGGAGUAUGGGCGUGAUCCUGUACAUCAUGUUGUGUGGCUACCCUCCCUUCUACUCCGAGACACCAAGUCGCUCCAUCACUACUGAGAUGAAAAGGAAAAUCCUUAAUGGUGAUUACGAGUUUCCCGAACAAGACUGGGAGAGGAUAUCAGAGUCAGCUAAGGACGUCAUCCGUGGUCUUCUCCAUGUGGAUCCCUCUCAGCGUAUGACAAUCUCAGAUCUCCUACAUCACCCCUGGUUGCAUGAUGCCUCCGACAACAAACUACACUCUCCGGCAGUUAUUGCCAGCAAGGAAAGUUUCGAAGAUGUUAAGAUUGCCCAUGCAGAACAUCUGACCAAGAUGAGGAUGUCCGAGAACCAGCUGACGUUGAAACCCCUCGUUCAGGCAGACAAUCCUAUCAUCAGGAAGCGAAAGAGAAGGAUAACUUCAGGGACCGAUGUUGAGAUGGAGGAGGAAAGUCAAGGGAAGCGACUCUCAAUAGACAACACUGGCAACAGUGUCAGAUAACACCUUGUUGACAGGCCAACUAGAGUCUUUUAGAAGCUAAAAAAGGCAGCAAGUUUAGAGACAAAUCCUAAUGCAUACUUAGCCCACUUCAAACAAUGGGAAACUUAGCCUCCGGAUCAAGACAAGGCCCCUACCUGUCUGUGGUCCUUCUAUGUUGUGACAUGCAUGACUCAGGGUCGCCAUACAGUAUCUGAUUGUUGUGUCCACCUGACAAAUUUGUCUGCGUGAUUCCAGCUAAGGAGAGGUCCCGAAGAUCUGUCUGCAGCAAACCAUGAAUGUCAUGGCAAUUGAGAGGAUUGGUUUGUCAUUUGACUUCUUUGAUUCAUGUCUUAAUCGGAUAGAGCAUUGCUGAUUAAGUUAGUCAGUGGGUUGUGUGACUCAAUUAUUUACAUACUGCUUUGAUAUAGGCAUAAUUUGUUGACUGCGUGUCAUAUCAUAAUACUGGUUCAUUGUUCAUCAAUC
Molecule: messenger RNA, 1577 nt
Organism: Haliotis rubra (blacklip abalone)
Lineage: Eukaryota; Metazoa; Mollusca; Gastropoda; Lepetellida; Haliotidae
Product: MAP kinase-activated protein kinase 5-like
Biological process (GO): Ras protein signal transduction; peptidyl-serine phosphorylation; protein autophosphorylation
Cellular component (GO): cytoplasm; nucleus
Molecular function (GO): calmodulin binding; calcium-dependent protein serine/threonine kinase activity; calcium/calmodulin-dependent protein kinase activity
Source: RefSeq, a predicted model, not a curated record